AUGAGGUUCUACGGCUACCGGGCACUCGUCGUGCUCGCGACAGUGCUUGCCCACAUGACCGGCACGUUCGCCGGACACGACAAACGUCAAGCAGCCAGUGCCAGGAGCGUACCAGAUCAAGUAGCAGCAGCUCAGUCAUCAUCGGCCACCUUUUGGAAUCCCUCUACCAGUAUCUUCUCUCAGGACGAUAGCGCAACUUUCUUCCCUACGGCCCAUGGUCUGGUGCAGACUCACCCAAGCAGUAGUGUAUUCCGAAGUGGUUUUGGUGGAAUUGACAAUCUCGGUAGUCGAGGAGUGACGAUGAGGCCGCCGAGAACACGGCCUCUUGAUUAUACUGAACGUGCUACCGCCGAAUUGCGGCGAAAUCCGUCGCUCUCAUCGCCCGAGGAGUGUGCUCGCGCCUGUCGUGAGGGAGAACCUCCUAGAAUAUGUUAUUAUCACUUUACACUUGAACAUUAUACCGUACUUGGCGCAGCGUGUCAAGUAUGCACACCGAACGCUACCAACUCUAUAUGGAGCGAGUGUCAAUGUGUUCUGGCGGACGGAGUGGAACGAGGUAUCCUGACCGCGAACAGAAUGAUCCCCGGCCCGAGUAUUCAAGUUUGUCAGGGCGAUAAAGUCGUGGUUGACGUAGAAAAUAAUAUUCAAGGAUCGGAGGUCACGAUUCACUGGCACGGCGUGUGGCAGAGAGGAAGUCAGUAUUACGAUGGUGUACCUUAUGUAACGCAGUGUCCCAUUCAACAGGGUAAUACAUUCAGGUACCAAUGGGUAGCCGGAAAUGAGGGUACACAUUUCUGGCAUGCUCACACUGGCAUGCAAAAGAUAGAUGGUCUCUACGGAAGCAUAGUAAUUCGACAGCCACCGAGUAAGGAUCCCAAUAGCAAUUUGUACGAUUAUGACUUAACCACGCACGUGGUGCUCAUCAGUGACUGGUUCCAUGAGUUCGCUGAAGAACGUUUCCCCGGCCGUCUUGCAGUCAAUACCGGUCAAGCACCAGAAAGCGUGCUGAUCAACGGGAAAGGUCAAUUCAGGGAUCCUAAUACUGGUUUCAUGACAAAUACACCUCUCGAAGUGUUCACGAUAACUCCAGGCCGUCGUUAUCGAUUCCGAUUGAUUAAUUCUUAUGGAUCUGUAUGCCCCUCCCAAAUUACGGUCGAGGGUCAUACUCUUACUCUUAUCGCCACAGAUGGUGUAGCAGUACAGCCAGUACAAGUCAACACUAUAAUUUCAUUCUCAGGUGAACGUUACGAUUUCGUUAUAAAUGCCGAUCAGUCUAUCGGCGCUUAUUGGAUUCAGCUUCGUUCUCUUGGAGAAUGCGGAAUUCCGCGAGCGCAACAACUGGCUAUUCUACGAUAUGCUCGAGGUCCUUAUCAACCAUCUACUGCACCGCCUACAUAUGACUUUGGUCUUCCUCAAGGCGUUGUUCUAAAUCCUCUGGAUGCCAUUUGCAACCGACAACGCGACGAUGCAAUUUGCGUGAGCCAACUAAAGAAUGCUGCUCACAUCGAUAAGGGUCUUCUACAGCAACGCCCUGACGUGAAGAUCUUCCUACCUUUCCGCUUCCUGUUCUACAGACCAGAAGAGGUUUUCCAACCACAGACCUACAAUCGCUUCCUCGUUGCGCCGACCGGCGAUCACGUGAUUUCUCUCGUGGACGAGAUCUCGUUCACAUUCCCGCCGGCGCCUCCGCUCUCACAGAUCAAUGACAUCCCACCUGAACAAUUCUGUAAUGGUGAUAAUAGGCCAGCUGAUUGCGGCGCCAACUGUAUGUGUACGCAUAUGGUCGACAUUCCAUAUAACGCGGUAGUUGAAGUGGUUCUCGUAGAUGAAGUACAACAGCCCAACUUAUCGCAUCCCUUCCACUUGCACGGAUAUGCGUUCAAUGUGGUCGGUAUUGGCCGUUCUCCCGAUAGAAAUGUGAAGAAAAUUAAUUUGAAGCAUGCCCUCGAUCUCGAUAAGAGAGGUCUCUUGCACAGAGAAUUCAACCUGCCUCCUGGUAAGGACACCAUCGCAGUUCCCAACAACGGUUACGUCAUCUUCCGCUUCCGCGCGGACAAUCCGGGAUACUGGCUGUUCCAUUGUCACUUCUUGUUCCACAUAUUGAUCGGCAUGAAUCUGGUUCUACACGUGGGGACGCAAGGGGAUCUGCCGGCGAUACCACCGAAUUUCCCGACUUGCGGUGACCAUUUGCCACCCAUUACGCCACCAUUAUCGCUGAAUGUGUUGGACGCGUUCCAUUGAUACGUGCACGAUGAGCUCAGAAACUGAGAGAUGGAGAGACGCUCCAAAGUCCAUACGAUGCUUGUAGCAUAUUCCUGUAAAGUAGCGAGCCUAUAAUAUCGAUUUUUUUUUUCAAAUAUGCAACCUCGUCGGCCGUUCUCGAGAAUGUGCUCUUGGCUCGAGAACAGCGAUCGAUCGAGUGAGGAAUCCGACGGAUGUCGACCCGCUGCCUCGCGAGAAUGGCUAAGAGCAAAAAAGACGGUGAGGAAAAUCAGAUGUUGAGGAGAUUCGCGAAGCAACGGGUUAACAAAGGCGAUCGACGCUCUACUGGGCGUCGCGAAAAACGACGAACGUUCUCAGAAGUUACGAUGACUUUAAAGUUGAGAGAUUAUGUGUUGACGGCAGUUGAUAAUUUAUUGUGUUCCAGAUGCUUCACCCAUCACUAUUAUUUAUGCUAACCUGCAUGUUAUCCUUGUUAUCUUUUUGCUUGCUACGAAACUUAUUUCUAUUUCCAUUCAUAUUUCGCGAUCAUAAAAUUUGAUUUAAGUAACCAUCUCUUACGUUAAAACAUAUUUAUUUGAAUAUAAAAAGAUUGGAUAUGUAAACUGUAUCCAUAAUAACUAUAAUCCGCAAAUGUGGCGAGUGAAGCAUCUCAGCAGGAACCUUACGAACGUUACUGGCUAACGUUUGUAACGCUCUGUAUAUAAUGUAGAAAUAGUCACUAUACUUAACGAGAUAUUAAUGUGGGAGUAAUGGGGUACGUAGAAUAGGAGGGGCAUCGCCGGGAAGCCGUGAUGACGGUUCGGGUGGAGAAUUAUCAUUAGGAUAAAUGCCCUUCCAACAGGCUGGAUCUGUACGAUC
Atta colombica is the source of this 3081-nucleotide messenger RNA. Its product is annotated as laccase-4-like. Bases 1 to 2241 code for a protein of 746 amino acids. The record is from RefSeq and is a predicted model, not a curated record. Gene Ontology annotation, biological process: iron ion transport. The transcript is spliced from 10 exons. Gene Ontology annotation, molecular function: oxidoreductase activity; copper ion binding. NCBI's taxonomy places the organism in Eukaryota, Metazoa, Arthropoda, Insecta, Hymenoptera, Formicidae. Gene Ontology annotation, cellular component: plasma membrane.